GAAGGGGGGGCUGAGCGAAGGGGUUGGAAGCGGAGUGAUUCCCCACCCCUGCUCCAUCUAGCUCUUUCCAGUGCAGCCACUGCCGCCGCCCAGGAGCUCUCGUCCCCUUCCUCGUUCCCGCUCCAACGCAAUGGAGCCGGACACCGCUGCAGUGGCAGCCACCGUGGCAGCUGCUGAUGCGACCGCCACAAUCGUGGUCAUAGAGGACGAGCAGCCGGGGCCAUCCACCUCUAAGGAGGAGGGAGCGGCCGCCGCGGCCACCGAAGCCACCGUGGCCACGGAGAAGGGCGAAAAGAAGGAGAAAAAUGUUUCUUCAUUUCAACUCAAACUUGCUGUUAAAGCUUCUAAAUCUGAAAAGGAAAUGGACCCAGAAUAUGAAGAGAAAAUGAAAGCAGACCGAGCAAAGAGAUUUGAAUUUUUAUUAAAGCAAACAGAACUUUUUGCACAUUUCAUUCAACCGUCAGCACAGAAAUCUCCAACAUCUCCUCUGAACAUGAAAUUGGGACGUCCUCGAAUAAAGAAAGAUGACAAGCAGAGCUUAAUUUCUGCUGGAGACUACCGCCACAGGCGCACGGAACAAGAAGAAGAUGAAGAGCUACUCUCAGAGAGUCGGAAAACAUCUAAUGUGUGUGUUAGAUUUGAGGUGUCACCUUCAUAUGUGAAAGGAGGACCAUUGAGGGAUUAUCAGAUUCGAGGGCUGAACUGGUUGAUCUCUUUGUAUGAAAAUGGAGUCAAUGGUAUCUUGGCAGAUGAAAUGGGUCUUGGUAAGACUUUACAAACGAUUGCUUUGCUUGGUUACCUGAAACAUUACCGAAACAUUCCAGGACCUCACAUGGUUUUAGUUCCAAAGUCUACUCUAUACAACUGGAUGAAUGAAUUUAAACGAUGGGUCCCAUCUCUCCGUGUUAUUUGUUUCGUUGGAGACAAGGAUGCAAGAGCUGCUUUUAUUCGUGAUGAAAUGAUGCCAGGAGAAUGGGAUGUUUGUGUUACUUCUUAUGAGAUGGUAAUUAAAGAAAAAUCUGUAUUUAAAAAGUUUCAUUGGCGAUACCUAGUCAUUGAUGAGGCUCACAGAAUAAAGAAUGAAAAAUCUAAGCUUUCAGAGAUUGUUCGUGAGUUCAAGUCAACUAACCGCUUGCUCCUAACUGGAACACCUUUGCAAAAUAACCUGCAUGAACUCUGGGCAUUACUCAACUUUUUAUUGCCUGAUGUCUUUAAUUCUGCAGAUGACUUUGAUUCUUGGUUUGACACUAAAAACUGUCUUGGUGAUCAAAAACUUGUGGAAAGACUUCACGCAGUUUUAAAACCAUUUUUGUUACGUCGUAUAAAAACUGAUGUAGAGAAGAGCCUACCUCCUAAAAAGGAAAUAAAGAUUUACUUGGGACUGAGUAAGAUGCAGCGAGAAUGGUAUACAAAAAUCCUGAUGAAAGAUAUUGAUGUGUUAAACUCUGCUGGCAAGAUGGACAAGAUGCGACUCUUAAACAUUCUGAUGCAGCUUCGAAAGUGUUGUAAUCAUCCUUACCUGUUUGAUGGUGCUGAACCUGGCCCACCUUAUACCACUGAUGAGCACAUUGUCAGCAAUAGUGGUAAAAUGGUAGUUCUUGAUAAACUCUUGGCCAAACUGAAAGAACAGGGUUCAAGGGUUCUCAUUUUUAGCCAGAUGACUCGCUUGCUGGACAUUCUGGAGGAUUAUUGUAUGUGGCGUGGUUAUGAGUACUGUCGACUGGAUGGACAAACCCCACAUGAAGAAAGAGAGGAUAAAUUCCUAGAAGUGGAAUUACUGGGUCAAAGGGAAGCAAUAGAGGCCUUUAAUGUUCCUAAUAGUAGCAAAUUCAUCUUUAUGCUGAGUACCAGAGCUGGGGGUCUCGGAAUUAACUUGGCAAGUGCUGAUGUGGUUAUACUAUAUGAUUCAGACUGGAAUCCACAGGUUGAUCUACAAGCUAUGGAUCGAGCACAUCGUAUUGGUCAGAAGAAGCCAGUACGUGUGUUCCGUCUCAUCACUGACAACACUGUUGAAGAAAGGAUUGUAGAAAGAGCAGAGAUAAAACUGAGACUUGACUCAAUUGUUAUACAACAAGGAAGACUCAUUGACCAACAGUCUAAUAAGCUGGCAAAAGAGGAAAUGUUGCAAAUGAUACGUCAUGGAGCCACCCAUGUUUUUGCUUCUAAAGAAAGUGAGCUGACAGAUGAAGAUAUUACAACUCUCCUAGAAAGAGGGGAAAAGAAGACCGCAGAGAUGAAUGAACGCUUGCAGAAAAUGGGAGAAUCUUCUCUGAGAAAUUUUAGAAUGGACACUGAACAAAGUUUGUACAAGUUUGAAGGAGAAGAUUAUAGAGAAAAACAGAAGCUUGGGAUGGUGGAGUGGAUCGAACCUCCUAAACGAGAACGCAAAGCAAACUACGCAGUGGAUGCCUACUUUAGAGAGGCUUUACGUGUCAGUGAGCCAAAGAUUCCAAAGGCUCCCCGACCUCCAAAGCAGCCAAAUGUUCAGGAUUUUCAGUUUUUCCCACCACGUUUGUUUGAGCUCCUGGAAAAGGAAAUUCUUUAUUACAGGAAGACAAUAGGCUAUAAGGUCCCAAGGAAUCCUGAUAUCCCCAAUCCAGCUGUGGCUCAAAGAGAGGAGCAAAAAAAGAUUGAUGGAGCUGAACCUCUUACACCAGAAGAGACUGAAGAAAAAGAAAAACUUCUCACACAAGGAUUCACAAACUGGACUAAGCGAGAUUUUAACCAGUUUAUUAAAGCUAAUGAGAAGUAUGGAAGAGAUGACAUUGAUAAUAUAGCUCGAGAGGUGGAGGGCAAAUCACCUGAAGAGGUCAUGGAGUAUUCAGCUGUCUUUUGGGAACGUUGCAAUGAAUUACAGGACAUUGAGAAAAUUAUGGCUCAGAUUGAACGUGGAGAAGCAAGAAUUCAACGAAGGAUCAGUAUCAAGAAAGCCCUGGAUGCCAAAAUUGCAAGAUACAAGGCUCCAUUUCAUCAGUUACGUAUUCAGUAUGGAACCAGCAAAGGAAAGAACUAUACUGAGGAAGAAGAUAGAUUCUUGAUUUGUAUGUUACACAAAAUGGGCUUUGACAGAGAAAACGUGUAUGAAGAAUUAAGACAGUGUGUACGGAAUGCUCCUCAGUUUAGAUUUGACUGGUUUAUCAAGUCUAGAACUGCCAUGGAAUUCCAGAGACGCUGUAAUACUCUGAUUUCAUUGAUUGAGAAAGAAAAUAUGGAAAUUGAGGAAAGAGAGAGAGCAGAAAAGAAGAAACGGGCAACUAAAACUCCAAUGGUAAAAUUUUCAGCAUUUUCCUAACUUUUAGAUUUAACAUUGUUGGGCCAUUUAAAAAUGUGCAUAUUGGAGCAGAACAUUAAAUCUGUUUCCAUUUUAGUCACAGAAAAGAAAAGCAGAGUCAGCUACUGAGAGCUCUGGAAAGAAGGAUGUCAAGAAGGUGAAAUCCUAAAGCCUAGAAAUAAAGUUUUAAAUGGGAAACUGCUAUUUUCUUGUUCCCAUCUUCAAAUGCUAAUUGCCAGUUCCAGUGUAUUCAUGGUACUCUAAGAAAAAUCUCUUUGGUUUUGAUUUCUUGCAUAUUUUAUAUAUUUUACAAUGCUUUCUACCUGAAAUGUGUAGCUUUAUAUUUUAUGCAUUCUAGUAUUUUUGUGUACUGUAUUUUGUGCAUUUCAUGUCUUCAUCAAAAUCCUCUCAGUCCUUGUUCUUUUGAAGCUUGUGCUGAGGUUUUAGCUUUUCUAUGUUUUAUAUGCCGCUGCUUUGAAAGAGAACCUAGAUUCUAUAGCUGUAUUAUUGUUGUUUCAUACUUUAAAUUUAUAUGGCUGUGGAAAAAUGAAUUAAAAUGAUUUGAGGAGAAAGACUUUUUCACUUCUUUGUUGCUUUCUUUUCUAUUGAGUAUGGGCUUGUAUGUGUUACUGCAUACUGUGAUUAGCAUAAUAAUUGUUUCUUUUGAGGUCAUCUAAAUAUUUUUUUCCUAAAGGAAUAAAGGGUGAGAACAGAAAAAUAUUAAAAAAAAACUAAUAUUUGAUACUGUGCUUGCUGUCAGUAUGCAUUACAUUUAAAUUAUUCUCUAAAUAUUCAAGUGGGAAAAUAUAAUAAAGAAAUGUCUAUAAGAAAUUUAAUUAUUUCCUGUUUUUUGUGCAGUAGAAAAAUAGUUGUGUUUAUUGAAUUGUUUUGCUCACUCUACUAUGUAUUUGGUUGAAAGUUAAAGCUUUGUUUGCUGACUUGUGCAUGAUCUUCUGUCCCAUAGAGCCAGUUCAGAGGAGUCUGGGUAUAACAUGUAGAGUUAUUAACAACUAAGUUAAGGUUACGAAAUAAGUGCUAUGCAUGUAGAAGAAUGGGGGCUGGCAUCCAUAGGACUACAGUUAGGCUCAGAAAACAAACAAUCUCAAAGUAUCAGAGUUUUUAUACACCAAGAGUUUAUUUCUUGCUCACACUACAGAUUCCAUGCAGGUCAGAAGGAUAUGAGAAUGGGAGGGGAUCUGUUUUACACAGUCACUUAAGCUUCCAGACUGACUGAGGCUCCAGUGUUUAGUAUUGUGGCAGUACAAUCUGGGACAUGUGGCCUUUUCAGCUGCUACUGUAGGAGAAAGAGAAGCUGAAGAGUCUCAUGUAGGUUCGUCAUUACAUAGGCUCAGAGGUGACACAUGUCACACCCACUUAUAUUUUAUUGUCCCAAAGUAGUCACAUGGUCCU
This is a messenger RNA of Prionailurus viverrinus (fishing cat), 4681 nucleotides long. RefSeq names its product SWI/SNF related, matrix associated, actin dependent regulator of chromatin, subfamily a, member 1 (gene SMARCA1). Bases 131 to 3292 code for a protein of 1053 amino acids. Gene Ontology annotation, biological process: nucleosome organization; regulation of transcription by RNA polymerase II. The record is from RefSeq and is a predicted model, not a curated record. Gene Ontology annotation, cellular component: chromatin; nucleus. Lineage: Eukaryota; Metazoa; Chordata; Mammalia; Carnivora; Felidae. The transcript has 25 exons. Gene Ontology annotation, molecular function: histone binding; nucleosome binding; ATP-dependent chromatin remodeler activity.